CUUCACGUCAGACUUGUAGUGGUGGAUUACUCAGAUUUAUACGUACUUUAUUUGAUGAACGACAACGUGUUUGUCUGAGAAAAAGGAAAUACGAGUGACUUGAAAUAAUAGAGGCGAUAAAAAUGCCGGCUGGUAACAAUGUUACGGGAGGUCUAGUUUUAGGCCGUCUCGAGUUUGUAGGUGGAAAAACCUACGCAGGUGGGGACAUUGGAGCUCAAGUUCCCUACACGCAUUUUGUGUUGGGGAGUUGCCGGGUCGAGGAAGGGCGCAAGAAGCCCGAUCUAGAGCGAAAGAUAGUCGCGAAGAUCAUCACCGGAGCAAAGAUGAUGGUCAUCGAAAUCCGCGAGAGGAACUGGGGACGCGUUGCCAAUGACGCGGAACGCUACUUUUAUGGCAGUGAAAUUAGCUCGGCAUCACAGAGGAAUUAAGUUUUCCCUGCGACUGCAACUGGCGUCUGUCGACAUUCCUAGAGUAGAUCAUUGGUUUAAUAAAUUUGAAUCAAUGCUACUUCGUGUUUAUUUUUUAGGUAAAAUACGAAGGACAUCAUUAGACUAGUGAAUAUUGUAACCCACGCCCACCGAGACAGUCUGUUGUACCGUUCCAGACGCGGAAAGUAGUUAGAAUGUCGAUUGAAAAAGUGGUUGCAACCUCAAGAUCAUUUCUCUGUAUGGAAAUCGGAUUAUACCAUCUUUGAUGUUGGAUGGUCUUGAUAUUUUCUCAUUGCUUUUGCUUUUCUUCUAAUAGUCGCUCCGUAUCGGCGCUUACAGGAGGUCCCCAGAGUUCGCUGCGGAGAAGCAGCGGUGGAAAUUCGAAAAGGAAAAAGAGCGCGCCGCCAACCGCGAAAAGGAAACGCAGCGAUUGCGAGAUCAGGGUGUUACUGAUCUAAUACAGUUACCUCCACCUCCUUUGCCAAACCGGAUAGAAGACCUUGAUGCGGAGAAGGAGGCCGAAAAAAAAUGGGAGAAAGAGAAUGGAUACGCAGGCAUCCGCAACGAAUACUCGACAUGCAAAGUGCUCUGUUGGCGUUUCGAUCAGGUUGCGAGUGUAACGGAUUCGGGGAACAACAACGUGCAAGUUUUGCUAUCGGGGUCGCCGCUUGUUCUCGCAUGCCAUCAUGAUCAUAUGACUGACGAUUUGAAUACCUGCUGGAUAGUUCUGGGACAAUGGAGUAAUCUAUUCGUCAGUACCCAUUAUGCAUUAAUAUUAUUCUGAUUAAUAUUUGAAGACGAGAACGAGAUCGGGUUCAUUAUUCCGAUUAUAGAUUACUCCAAGUUUUGAUAGUGUGUCACCCUUCAUAGACCACGCGCCUAGCUACAGUGCCACCGAUAUCGCAAAGGGAAAGCCAGUCUCCUCAUUGACGUCGUUUCCUGAGGUAAGCGCGACAGGUUGCGUCGGAUGUUGCCGGGAAUUGCAGAUGGUCUUCGAAUUCAAAAAGAAGAAGGGAUUCGUGGAAGCGCCUGUAUAGAUCCUAGCACUCUAUUACCUGCGUCUCGUACGUUGUGAGUAAAUUGCAGGAAGAACUUCGCUGAACAAAAUGACUACUAGUACCGCGAACAGGAGGAUGCCUAUUGUCCUUAGUUUUACUAAAAGGUUGUUCUUCUGCGCCAUGAAAUGAUAUUCAAUUUACUCACCUGUAUGUAUAAGAUCGAUUUGGUGAAAAUGAACAACUCAUACCAACCUCAGCUCUUCGCGUCGAGAUUGGGAGCGGAAGUGAAUUAUUGGCGAUGGAUGGAAGCCGAGAAGGCCUGUCUCAAACGUGAGCGUGACGACGAACGUGAAGCCGUAAAAAUUGCGAGACAAAAAAUAGAGAAGAAGGAGGCAUCUAUCCCGAAACCGGUGGCAAAGAAAUCUGGGGACACUCUUGUCACAGCCGACGAGAUUUUGAAGAAUACCGCUUGGCGCGCUACUGCCCCAACUUGUUAUGUUGUUUGUUACACUUCGACCUUUUGGAAUUGGACUAUAGAAGACCGAAGAGUAAUAUCUGUAUCACUGCGGCGAUCAUAACGAAUUCAUGAAACAUGACGCUUGAGGGUCGUACGUGCUGAUAUCAAUACUACUGAACUGAUGUUUAUAUCGUAGGCUAGGCAGCGAAAGCGACGUCCUUGUCCACCUCAACCCCUUUUCAUACCGCGGCUGUGAAGAGCAUUGAGCGGUGGAAGUUGAGUGGGGGAGAUAGCUUUGUCGGGUCGAACGCGGACUGGCAAAAGUACUAUACUUCGCGCACGCAAGCAGAAGCAAGCGAACAGAAGCUGAGCACGAAGAGAGAAAACUUUUUGAUUACGGCUUGCUAUCCAAGAUUGAUACUUCGUGAUCAGGAGCAUCGUUGGCUGUUUUUCUCACUGAGAAUCAAGCCAAGGAAUUUGCUCUGAAAAAUAAUGCGAAGGGUGUAGCUCUAAUUUAACCAGUGCGCGCAUCAGACUAGCUCGCACACUUGUGUCUUCUUCUUUCAAUGUGUCCACAGCAAAUGCGAAGAAGUCCUCGAAAAAGAGCGCGGCCACUAUAGCGUCCUCUGACGACCAACAACAACUUCCGCCCUACAAGAAGAUCACUGCUGCAGAAGCUGUUCGUAUUGCGAAUGGCUUGCAUUUUUGCUCGUACAAUGUCGAGCAAGUUGAGGAUAUCGAGAUCCGAGACGUUGCCGCUCGCAUGCGGCUCUUCUCGUCCAUCGCAGCUCCAAACGUCGUCGACCUCGAUUUGAACUUCCAUGACCGUCCACGAUUUUCUUUCACGGAAAGACAUUAUGGAUCACCUUUUUUCUGCAUGAUCGGAGGAAAGUCUAGAUGAUUGGAUUUGGACGUAGUUAGUUUUUCUGUAAGUGAAUCAUUUAUUUACUCGAACUCGAUAUACGAAAUGGAAAAUGUUGACUACUACGUCCACCAUGAUAUGUUUAUGUACACACAAGAUUGCAGCUGCAGUUCCGAAACGACGAAACAACAUCAAGAUCACAUAUCUAUAUCAGAUAAAUAGGUCCACAGAAAAGCUGAGCGAUGAUAGAUACAGCGCGAAUUUGAUGUGCCCUCUAAUCAUCCGCCUUUGUGCAAGCAAAGCGGUCAUUCGGGAGCAAUAUCAUGGACAGGAGUGUUUACGAUUACGGUGGCGGCGGCGGGUCUGGGAAGAACGUGAUACUGUAUGAUAUGGAAGCGAGGGAUAAUGAUAAUGGGGACUACAUGGGCGACAAGGAGAAACUCUGCACGCCGCUCAAAGAUUCCGUUGAGUACAAAACAUUCACUACUGAUAUCUCCUCUAUUUGCUUAGUUUGUUGAUCCCGUUUCGUUUGUUUCAAGUACUACCCAGGAUACCUCGAUCUGCAUUUAUCGACUUUCAUUUUUAAAUAAGUAUGAGAAAUCGCGGCAUCCAAAAGAAACCAGAUAUUGAAAGUUUCAUAUUGAUUUAUCCAUGUCAGAUUGCUGGAGACGAUUGUGGGUACCGGCCGAGUUAGCUCAGCGCGCAAAGCGAUUUCCUCGCUAGUGCGAGCUGCAGGUAGCGAAAGCGGCAAGGCACCACGCAUGCACUUUUUGAUUCGUGAGCUCCUUCAUUAUAAACAAAAGCUCAAAAAAGAUGAAGUCCAUUCCGAUAACGAGACCGUUUGCGAAGACAUCAAGAGUGCGAGAGCCGCCUUUCGGCCAUUAUGAACGAUGAACGUGCAUGAGAAAUGUAUUAACAUGAUUUAGUAUGACCUCAGCGCGGUAGUUGUAGUAGAUGUAGAUAAAAGGAUUGCUAAAAAGUAGCCUCAGCCUGACCAUUUACUUUUACUCUUAGCAAGUGUAGUGGACUUUAUCUAAGAAUACCUCAACAAGUACCUCCAGUUGUUGGCGCUUCUUCGAGCAGUAGUUCCUCUGCCGCGGUUCGACAAGCUCCUUCGCCACAGCGAGUGCGCUACAGCGAUGAAGAUUCCUAUUAUGACGACGAGGACGACGAUAGUGAUUAUUUGUAAGGCCUAAACUUGAUUAUACACUGGUAGUUAUUUACGAUGACAGCAGCAGCAGCAAAUACAGGACGAAUGGAUGAACAGUGAGCACGACUUGUCGUACAUCAACGUGUCAUGAUACAUUAACUGAUCAGUGACAUCUAGGCUGUAGAUAAAUUCUCUGAGUUCUUUCAUCUUCUUCUUGGAGCUAUUUUUAGUACAAAAAAAGAAUCACAAAGAUGAUAACAACGACUAUGUUGUACCCUAUUGCUAUUGUUAUUCUAUCGAGAAACACAGGGUAUCGCAGAGCUGCCAUCAUGUCCAUGACUACAAACGCAAUCAAGAUUAAAAGCAGAGCCAUAGUUUGUUGCACGAUAUAACCCGGAAUCCAUUGCAAGAAAUGUGACGCUGUACUAAGGUUUCAUCCACAAUACCGGGUGCUUUUUGCAAAUUCUAGUGUUGCCCAUAUCUGUGUGCGUCAAUCAGUGAUUGCGGUGCAGACGCAGAGUCAAC
This is a messenger RNA of Amoebophrya sp. A25, 4420 nucleotides long. Lineage: Eukaryota; Dinophyceae; Syndiniales; Amoebophryaceae. The record is from the annotation of a GenBank genome assembly.